Rotaria sordida is the source of this 1059-nucleotide messenger RNA. Lineage: Eukaryota; Metazoa; Rotifera; Eurotatoria; Philodinida; Philodinidae. The record is from the annotation of a GenBank genome assembly.
AUGGCGAAUCAAAGCAAUAAUGAAAUUUCUCAAAUAGCUACUCAACAAUUAUUUGAUGAAUAUAUCAAUUCACCAUCGAUUAGAAACAAAUUAUUAUUAGUUCAUAUUGAAUUAGAACAAAUUCCUGUUUGUAAAACUGUUAAUGAAGGAUUAUUAGCUAUAAAUCGUGACCCUGAAUUUAUGGAACAAUUAGCUAUAUGUCGUUUAAAUGCUGAUCAUUUUUAUAAUUUACUUAAUGAUGAAAAUGUCAAUGCAGCACCAACAGUUCUCUUUUAUCAUCAAACAAAAAUUAUUGAUCGUGUUGAUGGUUUUAAUCAAAGUGAUUUAUUAAAAAAAAUUAAAUUACAUUUAAAUACAAUUGGUGUUGUACAAGCAACAGAAAUAAAAUCUAAUGAUAAUUCAACAAUAAAUAAUGCUGAAAAUAAAAUAAAACAAUUACUUAAUUCAUCACCAAUUAUUUUAUUUAUGAAAGGCACACCAGCUAGUCCACAAUGUGGUUUUAGUCGACAAGCAUGUCAUUUACUUGAUGAACAUAAAAUAAAAUUUGAUUAUUUUGAUGUACUUGCUGAUGAAAAUGUACGUGAAGAAUUAAAAAAAUAUUCAAAUUGGAAUACUUAUCCACAAUUAUAUGUUGGUAGUGAAUUAAUUGGUGGAUUAGACAUAAUGAAACAAAUGAUUGAAAAUGGAGAUUUUGAAUCCAAAUUACAACAACAAAAAAUAAAUGAACAGGAAAAUAAUUCGAAAAAAAAUUUAGAAAGUUUAAUUAAUCAAGCACCAUUAAUGCUUUUUAUUAAAGGUACACGUGAAACACCACGUUGUGGUUUUACAAAAGAAUUAAUUGAUUUAUUAUCUAAAGCUAAUAUAACUGAUUAUAAAACAUUUGAUAUAUUAGAAGAUGAAAAUGUUCGACAAAAACUUAAAGAAUAUUCAUCAUGGCAAACAUAUCCACAAAUAUAUGUUAAUGGACAGCUUAUUGGUGGUUUAGAUAUACUUAAACAAAUGGAUGAAGAAGGAACAUUAGUACAAACAUUAACUGGGAAACAAGGAGUAGCUGUUUAA